AUGGCACAAGCGGAGUUUGAAAAGAUCCUCGAAACGAGAUCUCGAGAGUUUUUUGAGGUCUUCAAUUCUCCACCCAAGAACACUGCUACUUGGGAUGACUUCACUCGUAUUCGAACCCUUGGACGAGGCGCAUUUGGUCGGGUUUUGCUGGUUCGCUAUCGAGAUACGGAGAAGUACUACGCAAUGAAGGUUCUUUCCAAGUUGGAAGUGGUCAAAUCAAGGCAAAUUGACAAUGCUAUAAUGGAGAAACGCAUCCUGGCAGCGUGCAAUAUUAACCAAAUCAUCAAAUUAGCCUACAGUUUUAAGGAUAAUAGCUAUCUUUACAUAGUAAUGGAAUUUGUUGUGGGAGGCGAGAUGUUCGCUCUGUUGCGAAACAUGCGUCGCUUCCCUGAGGGUAUGGUCAAGUUUUACGCAGCUCAGGUGCUGUUGGCUUUUGAAUAUCUUCACUACCUUACCAUCACUUAUCGGGAUUUAAAACCUGAGAAUUUACUCAUAACCGGUGAGGGCUUUAUCAAAGUUGCAGAUCUUGGAUUCGCGAAACUUUUGCCUAAAGAUAAGCGUACGUGGACUCUGUGUGGAACCCCGGACUACAUGGCUCCAGAAAUUAUCAUGAACAAGGGAUAUGCCCACGCAGUAGAUUGGUGGGCUUAUGGCGUACUUCUCUAUGAAAUGACCACAGGGUUUCCGCCCUUCAUGCACCAGGAGCAGAUGAAGACAUUUGAGCACAUCAUUUCAGGCAAAAUAAAGUUUACCAACCAAUUCAGUCCAGAUUUGAAAGAUCUCAUUAAGAAUCUCAUUCAAACUGACCUCUCGAGGCGCUUUGGAAACCUCCGUAAUGGCAUUAUGGACAUCAAGGGACACGCUUAUUUCAGUGACGUCGAUUUUAUGGCCAUUUUUAAUCAAAGUGUGCGACCACCGUAUGUGCCGAAGUCAGACGAAAAACUUUAUUGUGGGAUAAAUUUUGACUUACAGGAACCCAAUGAUUUCUACAAAGUAAUUAUCAAAUUCACCAUCAAUGAGGAUGGCAAAUCCAAGUCUGUGACGAGAGAAGUCUCAAGCACUGCAUUACUCAAGCUAUUCAAUUAUACCAAAACUGUUUCCAAAAGCUUGCAUGAUUUUCUAACUAUGCUUCCCCACUUGUUAAAAUUUUUGAGUGCAAACUACAAAACAUGA
This is a messenger RNA of Echinococcus granulosus, 1173 nucleotides long. RefSeq names its product cAMP-dependent protein kinase catalytic subunit alpha. Gene Ontology annotation, molecular function: ATP binding; cAMP-dependent protein kinase activity. Gene Ontology annotation, biological process: peptidyl-serine phosphorylation. NCBI's taxonomy places the organism in Eukaryota, Metazoa, Platyhelminthes, Cestoda, Cyclophyllidea, Taeniidae. The record is from RefSeq and is a predicted model, not a curated record. The coding region runs from base 1 to 1173 and encodes 390 amino acids. The transcript has 3 exons. Gene Ontology annotation, cellular component: cAMP-dependent protein kinase complex; nucleus.